AUGGCCCAAGACAGCCAGCCAACUACGAAACGGCCUAAUCAUACGUGGACUGCGGAAGAGGACAAAAUCCUUGUUGAGUGUCUCAUUGACAUUGGGUCAAGUUGGAAAGGGGAAAAUGGAUUUAAACCUGGAUUUUCGCUUGCUAUAGAGAAGCUCAUGCGCCAAAGGAUACCUGGAUGCACACUCAGAGGUAUUCCUCACAUCACAUCCCGGGUUAAGUUGUUAAAAAAACAAUACAACGCCAUUGCUGAAAUGAUCGGGCCAAGUGGGAGCGGGUUUGGGUGGAAUGAUGCAAAGAAAAUGAUAGAUGUGGAGAGAGAAGUAUUCGAUGAUUGGGUGAAGAGCCACCCAAGUGCAAAGGGGCUUUUCAAUAAGCCAUUCCCCCACUAUGACAGUUUAGGUACAGUCUUCGGAAAAGAUGUUGCAUCCGGAGUUAAUGCAGAGGAAGCUCCAGAAUCUAUUGCAGGUUUGGAGCGAGAUGCCACUUUGAAUGCAGAGAGUGGGAGUGGGACUGCCUUCGACGACUAUCUGGACCUUACUGGGGACUACAUACCCACACCCUGUGUCGAUACUACAAUGCCAGACAUCACAGUCGAUGAGGUCUCCCCACCUUCUCCAGUGUCUACUGCUACUGCAAAGAAGGGAAAAAAACGACAAAGAAGUGAAGAUCCAAUGGUUGUAGAGGUAGUUGAUGUGAUGAAGGAUCUUAGUCAGCAUUACAGGAAGUCCACUGCCAGUAUAGACAACUUGGUAGCUUGCUUUCAACAUCAAGCUGAGGGUAACCACAGGCGAAUGUCAAUUGUGACAGAGUUAGAGAAAUUUGAAGAUUUGACCGAGACAGAAAUGGUUCAGGUUGCUGUGCAAUUGGGCAGGGAUAGCAAUCUGACGGAUGUCUUCAUGCAAUGUAAUGAAAAUAAAAGAAGAGUAUUGGUGGCUGGGAUGUUGGCCAAUCAGCAGUGA
This is a messenger RNA of Gastrolobium bilobum, 960 nucleotides long. RefSeq lists its product as uncharacterized. The record is from RefSeq and is a predicted model, not a curated record. Lineage: Eukaryota; Viridiplantae; Streptophyta; Magnoliopsida; Fabales; Fabaceae. The transcript has 2 exons. Bases 1 to 960 code for a protein of 319 amino acids.